UGGCACACCCCGCCCGGCCCGCGGGCAUCUGCUGCGCGUCCCGCCCCCGGCUCAGAGGCCCUGCCGCCGGCGCUGCCUCGAUGUUUCAGUUGCCCAUCUUGAAUUUCAGCCCCCAGCAAGUGGCCGGGGUAUGCGAGACCCUGGAGGAGAGCGGCGAUGUGGAGCGCCUGGGUCGCUUCCUGUGGUCGCUGCCCGUGGCCCCAGCGGCCUGUGAGGCCCUCAACAAGAAUGAGUCGGUGCUGCGCGCCAGAGCCAUCGUGGCCUUUCACGGGGGCAACUACCGUGAGCUGUACCAUAUCUUGGAAAACCAUAAGUUUACUAAGGAAUCACACGCCAAGCUGCAGGCACUGUGGCUCGAAGCACAUUACCAGGAGGCCGAGAAGCUGCGUGGGCGGCCCCUGGGGCCGGUGGACAAGUAUCGGGUAAGGAAGAAGUUCCCGCUGCCGAGGACCAUUUGGGAUGGAGAACAGAAGACACACUGCUUCAAGGAGCGCACGCGACACCUGCUCCGGGAGUGGUACCUGCAGGACCCAUACCCCAACCCCAGCAAAAAGCGUGAGCUCGCCCAGGCAACCGGACUGACCCCUACGCAGGUGGGCAACUGGUUCAAAAAUCGCCGACAAAGAGAUCGGGCGGCUGCAGCCAAAAACAGACUCCAGCAGCAGGUUCUGUCGCAGGGCUCCGGACGAGGGCUGGGCGCCGAGGGUGAGGGCACACCGGAGGUGUUGGGUGUCGCCUCCAGCCCGGCCGCCAGUCUAUCAAGCAAAGCAGCCACUUCGGCCAUCUCCAUCACCUCCAGCGACAGCGAAUGCGACAUCUGAGCUGUCCAUCCAUCACUCUUAGAAACAGAAUCCAGUGUAAAAAUGAAAUACACAAAAGAAAGAGAGAAUGAGAGACCAGCAAAUCCAGCGCUAGCAGAAGCCAGGUGGCCAGGGACCCGCGGGACUGAGUGGCUGUGU
Nannospalax galili (Upper Galilee mountains blind mole rat) is the source of this 959-nucleotide messenger RNA. RefSeq names its product SIX homeobox 6 (gene Six6). Gene Ontology annotation, cellular component: transcription regulator complex; nucleus. Gene Ontology annotation, molecular function: RNA polymerase II cis-regulatory region sequence-specific DNA binding; DNA-binding transcription factor activity, RNA polymerase II-specific. Gene Ontology annotation, biological process: regulation of transcription by RNA polymerase II; eye development. NCBI's taxonomy places the organism in Eukaryota, Metazoa, Chordata, Mammalia, Rodentia, Spalacidae. Bases 81 to 821 code for a protein of 246 amino acids. The transcript has 2 exons. The record is from RefSeq and is a predicted model, not a curated record.